Messenger RNA from Erinaceus europaeus (western European hedgehog), 2479 nucleotides. RefSeq names its product solute carrier family 2 member 9 (gene SLC2A9). Gene Ontology annotation, molecular function: hexose transmembrane transporter activity. Lineage: Eukaryota; Metazoa; Chordata; Mammalia; Eulipotyphla; Erinaceidae. The transcript has 12 exons. Bases 159 to 1793 code for a protein of 544 amino acids. Gene Ontology annotation, cellular component: membrane. The record is from RefSeq and is a predicted model, not a curated record. Gene Ontology annotation, biological process: monosaccharide transmembrane transport.
GCAAGAGGCUGCUGGGGGCCUGGGAGAACAGAACGGGGCGGACAGACACGCGACUGAGAAGACAGCCGCGUUCAGGGAAAGCCCUGAGGCCAGCUGGGAAGUUGGAUCCCAGACAGACACACAGACCGUGACACAGGGGACGGUGACUGGAGACUCAGAUGGCAUCUGCAGGGAAUCCUGAGAUUGUCAGCCUGAGCACAGAGGUGGAACAGAAAGCACCAGGUCGCCCAUCUCAUUCACAAGCCAUGAAGCUCAGUGACACAAAGCCUGAGGAAAGCAAAGAAAACCAAGGGGUGAAAAAGAAAUCGGACUGGACCUGCUCUCUGGUUGUGGCUUCGCUCACGGGCGCCUUCGGCUCCUCCUUCCUCUACGGCUACAACCUCUCCGUGGUGAACGCACCCGCAGCGGACAUCAAGGCCUUCUACAACGCGUCGUGGCAAGGCCGGCACGGACAGCCCAUGGACGCCAACACCCUCACUCUGCUCUGGUCACUGACCGUGUCCAUCUUCGCCAUCGGGGGGCUCGUGGGGACGCUGAUGGUCAAGCCCAUCGGGAAGGUUCUCGGAAGGAAGCAGACCCUCCUGGCCAACAACGGCUUCGCCAUACUGGCCGCCCUGCUGAUGGCCUUCGCCCAGACCGCCGGGGCUCUGGAGAUGCUCAUCCUAGGCCGCUUCGUCAUGGGAGUGGACGGAGGCAUCGCCCUCAGCGCACUGCCCAUGUACCUGAGUGAGAUCUCGCCCAAGCAGAUCCGUGGCUCCCUGGGCCAGGUGACAGCCAUCUUCAUCUGUGUCGGUGUGUUCAUGGGCCAGCUGCUGGGGCUGCCGGAGCUGCUGGGACAGGAGAGCACCUGGCCCUACCUGUUUGGAGCCAUUGCUGUUCCCGCCACGGUGCAGCUGGCUACCCUGCCCUUCCUCCCUGAGAGCCCCCGAUACCUGCUCUUCGAGAAGCAUGAUGAGCCCGGAGCCGUGAAAGGUAGGUGUCCUGCUCUGGGGUCCUUGUGGAGGGUGGCCCCUGGGGCCUGUCCCCUCCACGGUCAUCAGGAAGAAGAAAAGAUUGUGGGUGAAUAUGGCAGAUUUGGGGCCUGUCUGACACUGGCGAGGAUACCUCCCACCCCUGGCCCAGGAGAGGCCUUGCCCUGCUCCUGCCUCGUGCAGUGGAGCCGGUUCCCUGCAGGGCAGGGCAGGGUAGAGGCCAGAACCAGCCUCAGGGACCCCUCUCUGCUCCGACCACAGGGCCUGGUCAUCGAGCGCCUGGGACGCAGACCCCUCCUUAUUGGCGGCUUCGGGCUGAUGACCCUGUUCUUCGGGAUCCUCACUGUCACGCUGACGCUGCAGGACCAGGCCCCAUGGGUCCCCUACCUGAGCAUUGUCUGCAUUCUGGCCAUCAUCGCCUCCUUCUGCAGUGGCCCAGGGGGCAUCCCCUUCAUCCUGCCGGGGGAGUUCUUCCAGCAGGCCCAGCGCCCUGCCGCCUUCCUGGUAGCUGGCUCCGUCAACUGGCUGUCCAACUUCGCCGUGGGGCUGCUCUUCCCCUUUAUCCAAAGAGGCCUGGACACCUACUGCUUCCUGGUGUUUGCCGCCAUCUGCCUCUCUGGGGCUGUGUAUUUCUACUUUGUCCUGCCUGAGACCAAAAACAGGACCCAUGCCGAAAUCAGCCAGGCCUUUGCCAAAUGGAACAAGGCAGCCUCACCCGAGGAGAAGACGGACACCCCAGUAAGCGACGGGAAGAGGAACGGGAAGUCAGAGCCAGGCUCCUCCCCGACACUAGACAGUCCUGUGCAGAACGGGGUGGUCUGACACCCCCAAGCCCCCAGCCUCCAGGAAAGUCAUGUGUCCUCACAUUUCAGAAGACCUCAGCUCAUCCAAGACGUGAUACUCGAACGUUCCGAGAUAACUACAAAGCAGCCUUUGCUGAUCUGACCUCAUAACUAAGGGUUGGGAGGGAGGAACUUAUCAAAGCAGGAGCCCCCCGUGUUUCUGGAAGCCGGAAAGAAACACUCUGUAGUUGCAACUCUCUUCGAUGGAGAGACUGAUGAUGGCCCAUCUGCAUCGAAACUCAGUCCCCGGUUAUCCAAAUGAAAUUGGGGCGCUAGGCUCCGAGGGUUUCCUCAACAGGAAAGAAAGGGUGUGUGCACUGCGGGACUGAUGAGGGCUCCUGCACCACAGCUCACAGACUCAGCUGCUGCUCCCAGCUCUGCCCCACGUGGCUCCAUGUCCCCUCAGCCCACAUCCUGAAGCCUCCGUGGGCCCUUCACAGUGGUCCUGACCUGAAGAGACUCUGCAGCUUCUCACUAAUACCUGAUACCAACCUUGCAUGCCCCCAGGCCUAUCUCAGCCCUCGGGGGCAGCUGAUGUCCUAUUCUGAGGGUUCCUCUUUCUCAGGGGCUGCCGGGGGGCCCAUGGGAACAAAACUCCCCCUUCCCAGAGAACCUGUCUUUAGUUCUGAGUAUCAGAGGUGUUCAGGGGGAGAGAGAGUCAGUGUG